Messenger RNA from Acanthoscelides obtectus, 759 nucleotides. The record is from the annotation of a GenBank genome assembly. Lineage: Eukaryota; Metazoa; Arthropoda; Insecta; Coleoptera; Chrysomelidae.
AUGAUUGCAAGAAUAAUACAACGGAUGUUCCACGUGACAGAUCCCAGCUUAGAAGAUGAAGAGUUUGCUUUGGUUAACAUAGGAAUUAACGUGCCUAGUGUGCGUCCUUCGGCAAACUCCAUCGGUUUUACAUCACAGGUCAAUACGUUUUUACAGAAACGUACAUACAGAAACAUGCCACUUUCGGAAUUAUUGAACCCUAAAAGUUCAAGACCUAUCGCUUUCUUCUUCCAGAGGAACACCGCGGGAUCAUUUAGCUCCUGGGGGACAAACUCUUUCAUACUGAAUGAAAAACAGUUCUUGGAACUAGGUGGCGCCCAAACGUCAACCAUUUGUAUCAAAGAGCAAAGUAUGUACAAAGAACCACACUCUGAUGUCUCAUUAUCUACCAUACCGGCACAGUUUAAACGGGAAAACAAUCAACCUGAUACACUUAUUGCUGAUGUUUAUAAUAUUUUCUCCGAGGCUAAAGGUCAUCUGAUAAAUAAGGUUGAUGAAACUUUGGAACAGACUGUCUCACAAAGGGUCCCGGGUCCAAGUGCCUCAUAUGCAAAUACCUUGAAAAAGACUGUGAACGUGAUUGUUACGCCAAAAAACAAUGAUCAGUCUCAUUCUGCUACGAGGCUUAGAAUUAGUCAGUCUGUUGACCCUGUAGAUAACAAUAUAAGAUUUUCUCAGGUGAAAAAUAUAAAAAACGGUGGAAUACUGAUCAAAUGUGAUGGUUCGGAUGAUGCCAAUAAACUGCCGAUUAUGAGGUGA